This is a messenger RNA of Bufo bufo (common toad), 2057 nucleotides long. RefSeq names its product SPRY domain containing 3 (gene SPRYD3). The coding region runs from base 103 to 1386 and encodes 427 amino acids. The record is from RefSeq and is a predicted model, not a curated record. The transcript is spliced from 11 exons. Lineage: Eukaryota; Metazoa; Chordata; Amphibia; Anura; Bufonidae. Gene Ontology annotation, molecular function: protein binding.
GGCGGAAGGUAAGAGAGCCGUGCUCUGGGCAUAUGCUGUGGGGGACGUGUGGGUGUUGAGCUGGUGACGGAGCAUCAUGGAGGAGAUGGAGCCGGCUAAGACAUGGAUGACCUGAACCUUCACUACCGAUUCCUCAACUGGAGACGCCGAAUCCGUGAAAUCCGUGAGGUGCGAGCUGUGCGUUACCAGGAGAGGGCCAAGCACAUUACGGUAGAUGGGGAUACCCUAAGUUACCACGGAAACUCAGGGGAGGUCGGCUGUUACGUUGCGCCACGACCGCUAAGUAAAGACAAUAACUACUUUGAGGUGUCUAUUGUGGAUCGUGGUGUUCGAGGGACAAUAGCUGUGGGAUUAGUACCACAAUAUUACAGUCUGGAUCACCAACCAGGUUGGCUGCCGGAUUCCGUGGCCUACCAUGCGGAUGAUGGCAAGCUUUAUAACGGGAGAGCAAAGGGACGGCAGUUUGGUACAAAGUGCAGUUCAGGUGAUCGGAUCGGUUGUGGUAUAGAGCCCGGCUCUUUCCAUGUACAGACGGCGCAGAUUUUCUUCACAAAGAAUGGAAAACGGGUUGGCAGCACGGUGAUGCCCUUGUCUCCCGAUGGCCUGUUCCCAGCAGUGGGCAUGCACUCCUUAGGUGAAGAGGUGCGCCUUCAUUUAAAUGCAGAACUUGGCUGCGAGGAUGAUGACAGCAUAAUGAUGGUGGACAGCUAUGAAGAUGAGUGGGGAAGGCUACAUGAUGUCCGAGUUUCUGGCACGCUACUAGAAUAUGUUGGGAAAGGAAAAAGUAUAAUAGAUGUGGGUCUGGCACAGGCGCGUCAUUCUCUCAGCACACGGAGUCAUUACUUUGAGGUGGAGAUUGUCGACCCGGGAGAGAAAUGCUAUAUUGCUUUAGGUCUAGCAAGAAAGGAUUACCCAAAAAAUAGGCACCCAGGCUGGAGCCGUGGUUCUGUUGCAUAUCAUGCAGAUGAUGGGAAGAUUUUCCAUGGAAGUGGAGUUGGGGAUCCAUUCGGUCCACGCUGCUAUAAAGGGGACAUCAUGGGCUGUGGAAUCAUGUUUCCAAGGGAUUAUAUUCUUGACAGUGAAGGGGAAAGUGAUGACAGCAGCGACAUGAAGGAAAUUAGACUGCAGCCUCGUGGCAUCAGGAACGUUAUGUACCUCCGGCGAGAGCAGCAGCAAGACGAGGAUGGGGAGGAGGAAGAUGAAGAAGAGGAGGAGGACAUUGAGCGGGAUCAUGAGGGCAGAAAAGUUGUGGUUUUCUUCACAAGGAAUGGGAAGAUCAUUGGAAAGAAGGAAUCCAUUUUGCCUCAGGGGGGCUUCUAUCCUACCAUAGGAAUGCUGAGCAGUGGAGAGAAAGUCAAAGUGGACCUGCACCCACUGAGUGGGUGAAAGAUUGAUAUCAGUGGGAAAGAACACUGCAUUCAUUUGCCAUCUUCCCAUACAUCAACCCCCCUCCCUCCUGGUCUUGCACGAUUUGCACGUGGGCUUGUGAUAGUGCUUCUUCGUGUCUGGAAAUGUGUCAGUGGCCCUUGCUUGUCAAUGUGGGCUCCACAGUGCUCAUUGCCUGUAUAUUUUGGCAUAGCAGAAGACAUGAGGUGACAGGAAACAAGAGAGGAUGUUGGAGGAGUACCUUUUGGCUCCUUGGUCAGUUUCAGGUGCAGAGCUGCUGCAGUUGCACGUCCCCAUAGAGAACCUUUGUUUCUGUGCAGCUAAACGCUGUUUACACAGCACAAUCUGCUGCCCAGAAAUGUUCAUUUUGGUGUCCGCAUCAAAGAUGCUUUCACCUUUGACUUGAUUAUCGGCCUGUGUAAUGGGGGGGGGUCUUAAGGCUGACCACCUUUACUUAGCUUAGGCUACUUUCACACUUGCGGCAGUGUAAUCCGGCAAGCAGUUCCGUCGUCGGAACUGCCCGCCGGAUCCGCCAAUCUGGAUGUGACUGAAGGCAUUUGUGAGACUCAUCUGGAUGUGGAUGCGUCUCUCAAAUGCAUUGCAAGAACGGAUCCGUCUCUCCGCUUGUCAUGCAGACAGACUGAUCCGUCUUGUAUCUUUUUUCACAUUUU